AUGGAGGCUGAGGACUGUAACCAAAGAUCAGAUAAUAGUCAAAAAUAUAUUCUAGUAACUGGAGGAGCAGGUUACAUCGGAAGCCAUGCCACUGUGGAGCUCUUUAAUGAGGGAUACAAUGUCGUUGUUGUUGACAACCUCUGUAAUUCUAGCAUUGAAAGCGUCAGAAGAAUUGAAAAAAUAACUGGCAAAGAUAUCCCAUUUUACAAAGUCGAUAUACUAGAGAAACAUGCCUUGCAAGGGGUUUUUAAAAAAUACAAAUUCUUUGCUGUUAUGCAUUUUGCUGGCCUGAAAGCUGUGGGAGAAUCUUGCCUUAUUCCUUUGGCUUACUAUAAAAAUAAUAUUGUUGGUUCUUUGGUAUUAUUAGAGGUAAUGGAAGAAUUUGCAGUUACAAACAUCAUCUUUUCGAGUUCGGCCACAGUGUAUGGGGACCCGGAAAUACUGCCAAUUAGUGAAAGUUGUCCGGCAGGAAAGUGUACCAACCCGUACGGAUGGACCAAAUAUAUGAUUGAGCAAAUUAUUAGAGAUGUGUGCGUGGCCAAUAAGAAAUUCAACGCGAUCCUUCUCCGUUACUUCAAUCCUGUGGGAUCGCACAAAUCCGGAUUGAUCGGGGAGGAUCCUCAAGGUCAUCCCAAUAAUCUCACUCCUUUCAUUGCUCAGGUAGCAGUAGGCAGGAGGUCAGAAUUGAAAGUGUUCGGCAAUGAUUAUGACACACACGACGGGACCGGGGUGAGAGAUUACAUACACGUAGUUGACCUGGCCGCCGGUCAUGUGGCCGCCCUAAAGGCUUUCCGUACUAAUUGUGGUUGUAAGAUGUACAACUUAGGCACUGGUAUUGGCUACUCCGUACUGGAUGUUGUGAAGGCUUUCGAGAGGGCUUCUAAAAUUAAGAUUCCGUAUAGCAUAGUAGGUAGGCGAGAGGGCGAUGUUGCCAGAAUGUUCGCGGAUCCAAGUUUGGCCUUUGAAGAGUUGCACUGGAAGGCAACGAGGGACAUAGACGAGAUGUGCGAGGACUUAUGGAGAUGGCAAUCUAUGAAUCCGUACGGCUUUAACGACAACAACAACAACAACAAUAAUAAUAAUAAUAAUAAAUUGUGUUGCUCUAAUGGUAUAUGA
This is a messenger RNA of Helobdella robusta, 1116 nucleotides long. RefSeq lists its product as hypothetical. The record is from RefSeq and is a predicted model, not a curated record. Gene Ontology annotation, cellular component: cytosol. The transcript has 10 exons. Gene Ontology annotation, molecular function: UDP-glucose 4-epimerase activity. Gene Ontology annotation, biological process: beta-D-galactose catabolic process via UDP-galactose, Leloir pathway. The coding region runs from base 1 to 1116 and encodes 371 amino acids. NCBI's taxonomy places the organism in Eukaryota, Metazoa, Annelida, Clitellata, Rhynchobdellida, Glossiphoniidae.